UUCGUUCUGGGAGUUCGGUCUGGGAGUGGUGCGGCGGUUUUGGCGCUCUUCGUGGAGUGAGUCUGGACGUCGGUGGAAGCGACGGGGGAAAGAGGCUCUCCUCCUGAUUAUUACGAGGAAGGACGCUGUCCUGCGUGGUUGCCUGGAGCUGCCUUGGGACGUUUCGGGGAAAGUUUUCCCUGGCAGCCAUUGUACAUCCCGAGGUGCGAUCUCUGCUGCGGACGCCCAGAGCAGCAGCAGAGAGCAGACUCCCCUGGACCCAGCUGUGUCUCCAUGGGGCGCUCAAAAAAGAAAAAAAAGAAUGAUGGAAAUCACCAACCUUCUAAGAAAAGACACCAGGAGAGGUCAAAGGUCACCAGUGCUCAGUCUGUACAGCAGCAUCAAACAGAGCUGGAGAUGAACCAGGAGGAACUGGCCGACAUACUGGGGGACGGGGAGCUUCGAAGGAUCCGUUCUGAAUUUGUGAAAGGAGUUUCAGAACCAGCUAUCAAAGGUCUCCUGGAUGACCUUUAUGAUCAUGAAGUGUUCAGUACUGAGGAAAAGGACUCUGUGAUGGAGGGCCUGAAGAUCAGAGCGGACCGAGCACGUUGUCUGAUCGACAUGGUGAUCGGUAAAGGGGAGAGAGCAAGUCAGAUGAUGAUCGAUAGUAUGAAGAAGAGGGACAAACACUUAUGCAUCAAGCUGGGUCUGAUCUCUUCUCUUGCUGGUGUGGAACAAGUCAGGAAUCAAUCUGCUGGUCUGAUUACGUCAGGCAGUAGUGGCCGGGGGAGCUUGCCCGAGUCUGAGCUGUCUGCCCCUAUGGACGGGAAGUCAUCUGUUCCACUUGACCGGCAUGGUAGCACGCUGGGAUCUCCUGCUGUCGAGUGCCAACAAAAGAUCAAGUCUUGUUUAAAGAGGAUGUUCAGGUGUGUGUUUCAGGGAAUCCCUAAAGCAGGACAAUCAACACCUCUGAAUGAGUUCUACACUGAGCUCUUCAUCACAGAGAGAGGCAGUGGAGAGGUCAACAAGGAACAUGAGGUCAGAUUGAUUGAAACAGCUUCCAGUGAUCCAUUCAAGGAGGAAACACCGAUCAAAUGUGAGGACAUCUUUAAACCCUUACCUGGAAAAGAUAAGUCAAUCCGGACAAUAAUGACAACUGGAGUGGCCGGCAUUGGUAAAACCAUCUUAACACACAAGUUCACUCUGGACUGGGCAGAAGGCAAAACCAACCAGGACAUACACUUCACAUUUCUCCUCACUUUCAAAGAGCUGAAUUUACUGAAAGGGAAAGAGUUUAGCUUGGUGGAACUUCUUCAUCGCUUCUUUAUUGAGACCAAAGAAGCAGGAAUCUGCAGAUUUGACCGGUUCCAAGUUGUCUUCAUCUUGGAUGGUCUGGAUGAGUGUCGACUUCCUCUGGACUUCCAGAACAACCCGAUCUGGACUGAUGUCACAGAGUCCACCUCGGUGGACGUGCUGCUGACAAACCUCAUCAGGGGCAAGCUGCUUCCCUUUGCUCGCAUCUGGAUAACCACACGCCCUGCGGCAGCAGAUCAGAUCCCUGCUGAGUGUGUUGACAUGGUGACAGAGGUCAGAGGGUUCAACGACCUACAGAAGGAGGAGUACUUCAGGAAGAGAUUCAGAGACGAGACGCUGGCCAGCAAAAUCAUCUCCCAUGUCAAGAAAUCACGCAGCCUCCACAUCAUGUGUCACAUCCCAGUCUUCUGUUUGAUCACUGCUCAGGUUCUGGAGUACUUUUUCAAAGAUCCCCAGAUAGGAGAAGAGGUGCCCAAGACCGUGACUCAGAUGUACAGCCUCUUCCUGAGGGUUCAGUCCAUACAGGGGGACAGGAAGUAUCGUGGGAUAGAUGAUAAAGAGCGAUACUGGAGUUCACAGAGUAGGAAGAUAAUUUUUUCUCUGGGAAAACUGGCUUUUAAACAGCUAGAGAGUGGCGACCAGAUCUUCUACGAGGAAGACCUGGCAGAGUGUAAAGAAUAUUUCAACGAAGCCUCAGUGAACUCAGGACUGUGCACCCAGAUCUUUAAAGAGGAGUAUGGGCUCAUCCAAGGUGACAAGGUGUUCUGCUUUGUCCAUCUGAGCGUCCAGGAGUUUCUGGCUGCCCUUCAUGUCUUUAAGUCCUUCAUCGACGAUGAAGGACUUAAUCUGCUCACAGAACAGCCAAUCUUCGGUGAAGAUAAACUCCUCCUCCUCUACCAGAGUGCUGUCGACAAGGCCUUAGAGAGUAAGAACGGACACCUGGACUUGUUCCUCCGCUUCCUCCUGGGCCUCUCUCUGGAUACCAAUCAGAAUGUCCUACGAGGUCUGUUGGGCCAGACACGAAGUAGAUCACUGAUCACUCCGAUUAAACAAGGUCUUCUGGGACAGACUAAGAAAACAGUGUCUUACAUCAAGAAAAAGAUAGGUGGAGAUCUCUCUACAGAGCGAAGCAUCAAUCUGUUCCACUGUCUGAAUGAGCUGAACGACCAUUCUCUAGUGGACCAGAUCCAACAGUUCCUGACAUCUGGAAAUCUCUCCAAAAAACUUGUCUCUCGUGCUCAGUGGGCAACUCUGGUCUUCAUCUUACUGUCAUCGGAAGAGAACCUGGAUGUGUUUGACCUGAAGAAAUACUCAGCUUCAGAGAAGGGUCUUCAGAGGCUGCUGCCAGUGAUCAAAGCCUCCAAAACAUCUCUGCUGAAUAGCUGUCAUCUGUCAAAGAGAUGCUGUGGAGCUCUGGCCUCAGUUCUCAGCUCAGACUCCUCUAGUCUGAGACAGCUGGACCUGAGUACCAAUGAUCUGCAGGAUUCAGGAGUGAAGCUGCUCUCUGCUGGACUGGGGAGUCCACACUGUACACUGGAAACUCUCAGUUUGAAAGGCUGUCAGCUGUCAGAGAGAUGCUGUGAAGCUCUGGCCUCAGUUCUCAGCUCAGACUCCUCUAGUCUGAAAAAGCUGGACCUGAGUUCCAAUGAUCUGCAGGAUUCAGGAGUGAAGCUGCUCUCUGAUGAACUGAGGAGUCCAAACUGUACACUGGAAACUCUCAGGCUGAAUGGCUGUCAUCUGUCAAAGAGAUGCUGUGAAGCUCUGGCCUCAGUUCUCAGCUCCAACUCCUCUAGUCUGAGAGAGCUGGAGCUGAGUACCAAUGAUCUACAUGAUUCAGGAGUGAAGCUGCUCUCUGCUGGACUGAGGAGUCCACACUGUACACUGGAAACUCUCAGGCUGAAUGCCGGUCAUCUGUCAGAGAGAUGCUGUGAAGCUCUGGCCUCAGCUCUCAGCUCCAACUCCUCUAGUCUGAAAGAGCUGGAUCUGAGUACCAAUGAUCUGCAGGAUUCAGGAGUGAAGCUGCUCUCUGCUGGACUGGGGGGUCCACACUGUACACUGGAAACUCUCCGGCUGAAUGACUGUCAACUGUCCGAGAGAUGCUGUGAAGAUCUGGCCUCAGUUCUCAGCUCCAACUCCUCUAGUCUGAGAGAGCUGGACCUGAGUACCAAUGAUCUGCAGGAUUCAGGAGUGAAGCUGCUCUCUGCUGGACUGGGGAGUCCACACUGUACACUGGAAACUCUCAGGUUGUCUGGCUGCCUGGUCACACAGGAAGGCUGUGCUUCUCUGGCCUCAGCUCUGAGCUCCAACCCCUCCCAUCUGAGAGAGCUGGACCUGAGCUACAAUCACCCAGGAGACUCUGGAGCUGCGCUGCUCUCUGCUGGACUGGAGGAUCCACGCUGGAGACUGGACACUCUCAGUGUGGAGCACGGUGGAGUGUGGAGGCUGGAACCAGCUCUAAAGAAGUAUGCCUGUGACCUCACACUGGACCCCAACACGGCCCACAGACGACUCUCUCUGUCUGAGGACAACAGGAAGGUGACGAUGGUUGAAGAGGACCAGUCGUAUCCGGAUCACCCAGACAGAUUUGACUCCUGGCACCAGGUGUUGGGUAGAGAGGCUCUGACUGGCCGCUGUUACUGGGAGGUAGAGUGGGGAGGAGGGGUUGGUAUAGGAGUGACAUACAGAGGAAUCACAAGGAGAGGAGAGGGUGAUGACAGCGGGCUUGGAUGGAACAACAAGUCCUGGAGUCUUCAAUGUACUGAUGGUGGUUACUCUGCCGAGUACAACGGUACAGAGACAGCCCUCCCUCUCCGCCGCGCUGGCUCCACCAGAGUAGGAGUGUAUCUGGACCGGCCUGCUGGCUCUCUGUCCUUCUACAGAGUGUCCCCAAGUGGAGGAGGGUCCUCAGACACACUGACACACCUCCACACCUUCUGCUCCUCCUUCACCCAGGAGGACCUCCUCCCGGGGGUCUGGUUAGGGUGGCCGUGGAGCAGCGUCUCUGUUGUGGAGCACGGUGGAGUGUGGAGGCUGAAACCAGCUCUAAAGAAGUAUUCACCGUCAAAAGUGGAAAGCAGUAGCUCAGGGAUGAGUCUCAACAAAGACAUAGAAAGCACGCAUUUGAUGGACAGGGAUGAUGAUGAGGGGAUGCACUUCAAGUCACAUUGUGAAGAAUGUAAAGCAGCUCAGAAGAGUCCUGAUUAUGAGAAGGUUACCCCAAGAAAGAUGUCUAAGUGGAGCUUCGAGGUACAGCUGGAAGGCGAGGGGACCUAUGAGUGUUCGUCUACAGGUCUGGUGUUUGAAGUGUCGGAGCAGGCUCUGGUCCGCUACUCGGUCCUGUCCUGGUUCCAAUUCUCUGAGUGCCUCAAGAACUCCUGGAGACCUGCUGGAUCGAUUUAUGAUGUGAAGGUGGUCGACAAGGAUCCAUCUGUGCUCAAAUUUAUCCAUUUCCCCCACUCUUUGUGCCUUGCUGAACCUGAGCAUAAGCAGAGCUUCAGUGUUCUGCAUGUAAAGAAACACCAUGCCGACAUUGAGUCGACGGUGGACUUCACGGCGAGCCAUGUUAAAUGGCGCGUGUCCUCGCUUUGUCCCGUGGGUGUCAUCAUUCCGAGCAGUCAGCCUGUGGAGCACCAGCCAGCACCAAAGCCAGCACCAAAGCCAUCAGCAAACCAUGGUUUGGUGAUGGUUUACAAGGAGCUGGGCCUCAAAAAAUAUUUAGUGUUUUUGUCCUUGAACACCCUGUCUGAGAUCAAGGCUAUUGAAGAACAGGUGCUCAUUUCCAGGAAGAAAGGCUUCAAGAUUACAGAAACAUUCAAACAUCUCACCUGUAGGCUGGAAGAAAAGUACUACUGCCUCAAAAGUGAUCCAGAAGGACAGAUUGAUCCCCUGAGUCUAGAAUUCACCACUGCAGUGUUAGCGUUGAAAGGAUUAUUUGUAGCACGCGGGAAUCUUCCUCCUUUCAAAUUGUUUCUCAAGGACACAGACUGUGACCAACCUUUUUUGAAUGUUACAAUCAGAGAAGAUGAUUGGCCCAGCGAGGAGAGUUUUUUCUACAAUACUGCAGUUCCAGCAACAUCCAGCCCUCCAGCUACCUCCAGUGCAACACGCCCUGUAGCAGGGGAGCUUUUGAGGAUCCGUCGUGAAUUUGUGAACAGAGCUUCAGACCCACUUAUCAAAGGUCUCCUGGAUGACCUUUUGCAUCAUGAAGUCCUCAAUUCUGAGGAAAAGGACUUUGUGAUGAACCAGAAGGACAGAGCGGACCGGGCACGUGAACUGAUCGACAUGGUGAGACAGAAAGGAGGGAUAGCAAGUCAGACGAUGAUUGAUUAUAUGAAGGAUAGGGACAGUCACUUAUGCUCAACCUUGGGUCUGAUCUCUUCUCCUACUGGUUAGGGUGUGGCUGAGUUGUACAUAUGAGCGACUUCUACAAUUUUAAAGAAAUUGUCACUGCCCGCUUUGUUUUGACCAUACGUGACAUUUAUUGAGUAAUUGUUGAACAGAUGUUUAGAAUAGGACCUCCUGCCUCUACCAGGAAGGAGGUCCCCAUGUGUUCCCCUGAUACCUCCUUUACCCAGAUAACUUUUACAUAUUUUUAAGUAAUGUUGGUAUGGUUGUGAUCACAGAGUUUGUAAAUCAAGCUGACAUAAUGCCAGAGAUUUUUAUUUUUUGCUUAUCUUGACAUUUUAAAUAAUCCUCUAACAAGCACAAUUGGUAUUCAGGUAUUUUUAUUAUACAGUUUCCCCAAAAUUCAGCUAGUAAUGGGUCCAUGGUUUGGGUUGACAUUGACCCUUCAGUUGAUUCAUGUGUAACAUAAUUUAUGGUUUCACUCAUGGCUCUAAGAUCCUGCGAGUAGAAAUGUGAGCUCAGGUUAUUUUAGAACGGUGGAAGCAUGUAUUCCUUAUAGUGAGUAGAGGGCCUGAAAUCUGUAGACCGUAGCGUAUUAAUUUAGUAGACUGGAUAGGAGCUAUUUAGGAAUCAUUGUAUUGAAGAAUAAAUAAUGGUUGUUAAUUUGUCCGUCAGUUUUUUUUUUUUUACCUAUUUGAUUUACGAUUGCAAGCUGCAAAAAUAGUUAUUAUAUGGAUUGUCAAUGCAAUGUCAUUGAAGAAAUGUGAUGACGCUGACGCGAGUUGCUAACGGAUGUAAGGCUGUACAUGCAAGCUCUGUUUGCCAAUCUAUUUAUCGAGUCUUAAAGACAAGAUGGCGACGACGGGUGUACCACUGAUGGUAUUGUGCGUAUAAAAUGUCCUCGUUUGAAAAUAAAAACCUAUUGAAUUCUAAGCACUGAAUAUCUAUGCAUUGAAAUAACGUACCUGAAUUUUUUGCCACGGAAUUUAACUCUUUCAAUAAAUAAUUUUCACCUUGAUUUAUUUUAUUGAUAUUUUCAACGUCUAUAAAUUCAACCUGCCAAAGUCAGCCUCAAAAUUCAAUGUACGAAAUUCAGUGUUAACA
This is a messenger RNA of Gadus chalcogrammus (walleye pollock), 6741 nucleotides long. RefSeq lists its product as uncharacterized. The record is from RefSeq and is a predicted model, not a curated record. Gene Ontology annotation, biological process: regulation of apoptotic process. Lineage: Eukaryota; Metazoa; Chordata; Actinopteri; Gadiformes; Gadidae. Gene Ontology annotation, molecular function: protein binding. The transcript is spliced from 26 exons. The coding region runs from base 274 to 5685 and encodes 1803 amino acids.